AUGUCCCGCCAAGACCCGGCCACUAUGAGGAUGACAAAGCACCGGUAUCCAGAUUGUAUCUUGAAUGGCCCCGUGUGGGUGCGCCCUCUGACGCUUCGCCUGUCGUAUUGCAAUUCCAUUCCACCACGACCGGCCGCAGAAAUUCAAUCUGGUCUGCCCUACACGAUCACUCGAACCCCAUCGACAAAAAUAGCUUCGACGUGCGCGCAGAAUUGGCGAUACCUUGGAGAUCUCUCGUCACAGAUGAAAUAG
Molecule: messenger RNA, 252 nt
Organism: Penicillium bovifimosum
Lineage: Eukaryota; Fungi; Ascomycota; Eurotiomycetes; Eurotiales; Aspergillaceae
Exons: 2
Coding region: 1-252 (83 amino acids)
Source: RefSeq, a predicted model, not a curated record